UGCUAGGCAUCCAUAUCAUCUUUAGUGGAGCCAUAUAACAGUUGGUUUUAGUAUUUCCUUUUGUUGAUACAUUGGAUUUUCUCUUCCUCCAUCUUCUUAAUCUGCUUCUUUUGAUAUCAUACCUCGAUAGUUUUCUGCCAGUUUCAGAUACAAAAAUCAUUCAAUCUCAUUCUUUCGAUUUCAAGUGUAAAUCAAUCUGCUCUCUCUUUCGAACAUCGACAAAAUGCACUUCUCAAACUCUUUCCUUAUCGCUGGGCUCAUUGCCUUUGCAUCAGCAUCUCCAGCUCCAGCCCCAGCUCCAGAGCCAACAACACCGACUGCAGCGUAUGUCUUGACCUUUUUGCAUCCCUCAAUCCACUCCCUCCUCUCCCCCUCUCCCCAGCUCUUUCCGCAAAUCCUUGAUUUUCCUUUUCCCCUAUAGUAAAAUAGCCUUUGCUGUAUCGCAUGUCAGCUCCACUCAAACUAACAGUCUCUCCUCAAGCCAAACCUCAGCUGUAGUUAAUGAUCUUGAAUCUUACUUCGCCGCUCUGGCCACCCAACCAGCCAUGCUUUCGGUAGUUUCAAGUCUUGCCACCGAUACAGCCGCCCUCAACUCUCUCCAAGCUUUUCAAGAGUCCCUUCAAGCCGACGUAUUGAACGGCGAAACUCCGAAUACAUCGGCCUUGGCUGCUUUACCUUCUCCCCUUGCCAACGUUAUUUUAUCAGCCUACACCGUAGAAAUGAGCAUCUUCAGCAAAGAUGGUUUCGGCGAUUUAGUGGCAAGCGCAACUGCGAGUGAAGCUGCCACUGCGUCAGAUACUGGUGCGGCAAAGACUGCGACUGCAACUCAAAAGAGUUCAGCGAGUGGAAGUGGAACUGCAAGCGCAAGCUCAACUGAUCCUGCGACAGUAGAGAAGGGUGCUGCUGGUGCAUUAGGCGUUGAUAUGUUGAGUAUCUGUGGAGGAUUGGCGGUUGGUGUUGUAGGUGCUAUUAUGGCUUUGUAGGGAAGCAAGCACGUGGUGCUAUAUUCAUGACUCAUGCGAUCUAACACACUCCAAGGGCUUUUUUUUUUUAGCUUCUGGAGGCAGUAAUUUUUGUUAUUAAUGAUGUUUGUAAUGAUAGAGUUGAUGAUAA
This is a messenger RNA of Sclerotinia trifoliorum, 1113 nucleotides long. The record is from the annotation of a GenBank genome assembly. Lineage: Eukaryota; Fungi; Ascomycota; Leotiomycetes; Helotiales; Sclerotiniaceae.